Molecule: messenger RNA, 5754 nt
Organism: Paramuricea clavata
Lineage: Eukaryota; Metazoa; Cnidaria; Anthozoa; Malacalcyonacea; Plexauridae
Source: the annotation of a GenBank genome assembly
CUGUCGUAAUUUCAUUAAUUAGACUUUCUCUCCAGGGUGUAAAAGUUGUCCUUGUUGGAUUCUUCAAUAUAGCUGACUUGGCAAAUGUGAGCAAACGUGAAGAAUGGGUAAACGGCUUGCUCAUAACAGCUAUUGCUGGUCACGCUGAUGGAGUGAAUAUUGAUAUGGAAGGGCCUAUAAGCAAAGGAAGUAAGCAAGUGAUGUUACUCAAUGAACUAACAGCCAAUGUUUACCAAACAUUUAAAAAGAAGCUACCAGGCUCACAGGUAAUUUAGAAGCUAGAGCAAAUGAGAAUGCCUGGAAGUCGGGCAGCGGCCAUUUUGAAAAUUUUCGGCUUACUGUAAAACUUCAUAACUUAAACAUUUUUUUGCGCUGUAUUAUACACCCUUUUCAUAAAUGUCUGCCGAUUAAAAAUUCUUUUAUGUGCAUAUAAAUUGGCCCAACUAGCCUCGUACUCAUGUUAAGAUUUCAAAGGAAUUUGUACCCAGAAACGAAGCUAGUUGGGCCAAUUUAUAUGCACAUAAAAUAAUUUUUAAUCGGCAGUAUAGUACAUAUACAGGCUGUAUAUGUAUUAUUUACAACAUGAGCAUUUGGAUAUACAAACUCGAGCAGAAAUUGCAGAAUAUUUGUUGAGAAAAUUGAUCUUAAAAUUUAUGUAAAUCAGCAUGAUUUUGUAUUAGACACAGUAGCGGACACUAGAGGAGGGAGGGAGAGGGGCGCGGUGAUACUACAACAUACUCAUUUUAUACAUUCUGUUUUGUUCUGUGUAGGAUUCCUUAUACCUCUACUGAUAAUUUUUUUAAACAAUUAGAAUUGAUAGUUUAAACUGCACAUUAAACAACAACGCUAAUCGACAUGAUUAAUUGAUUAUCUUAGAAAAAGUAUCUAAUGUCAGUCAAAUGCCACAACUCCGGACUCUUUAUUCAUUUCAUCAAGUAAGCCAUGUUCUGAAGAUUCGCAUAACUUAGAACCUUAAACGGACACCAAAACCCUUUUGGCAUACAUGUUGGAUAUUUCUCCCGCCAAAUAUUUCGUGAAGUGUCGUGAUCAGACAUACAAACUCGCCACUGAUCAGACAUACAAACUCGCCACUGAUCAGACAUACAAACUCGUUCACGGUCAUGAUUUCAUUUGUCUUCUCUUCAUGAAUUAUUAAUGCGUUUCACAAGUAUAGCAAUGAAGAGUUGGCAAACGAGAGUUUGUAUGAGAGUUUUCUCAACUCUCGUGCCCCGCGGUCAAACGAGAACAAAAGUUGAUAUUACCGGGCGCCUGGUGAAAACUCUCAUCAACAAUGUUGUCAAUUAGAGUCGAUGAGAGUUAGCAGUCAAACAGGAGCGAGGCAGGUGGUCACGAGGGACCCAAACAGUUCAUCACGUGCUACAUCAAAUCAAUCCCGCUCGUUCAACUCUCAAGGGACUAAUUUACCACUUUAUCGGUUUCGAUAUAUAAAUAUAGUAUUUCCAUAUUUUGUCUUACUAGGUAACAUUUGACGUUGCGUGGUCACCAGAUUGUAUUGAUGGUAGAUGUUACGAUGUCCUCACACUGUCAAAGUCAGUUGAUUUCCUCGCUAUAAUGGCGUAUGAUGAAAUGAGUCAAAUAUUUGGUCCUGAAUGUGCUGCAUAUGCUAAUUCACCAUUUAAUAAGACAAAAUCAGGUAUAUGGGAAUUAUGGUAAUUUUGAGCAAAUACGUGCACAUUAAAACUUAUUAUAUCGCAAUGCUCUACAGGAAGCAUUCUUGCAAUCGCCGCUGGUUAGGUUUUUUUAUACCAUUAAGCACAAUGUGCCAAAAUGCGUUCCACUUUACUCUCACCUAGCUAUCCGGGCUGUCUCGCUGGCAAUAAAAAAUUAGUUUGUCUCAUUCAAAAGAACUAUUAAAAUUAUUAUUUAUUGAACGUUCUCUGACUUAAUAUUUAUAUCUACGAGCUUUCGGCUAUCAGUCUAUAGCCUUCGACGGGUGUAUACAAAUGAUUCUAUAAAGGACGCUAAACUUAAGUAGGUGGUAUGAAAUCUGAGACUAUCUAUGCUAUGUUACAAAUGGGCAAUAUGUAUAUUUAAUUAAUUAAUGUUUCUUGAGUUCCUUUCUUAAAAGUAUUGUGUAUUGUGCUGGAAGCGCAUUAGAGUUAUUAUCAGCUUCGUCUGUUAGUGCAGUGUGCCAGGACUCUAAGGUUUUAAGGUUUCUAUGAUUUCCCUUGUCACUUUAGCAUUGGCAAAGUCAAUUACAUGAUCUUGAGUCCAUGCGUGUUUUGCAACAUUCGAUCCCUUCUUGCUUUGUUUUACAUUCCUGACGUGUUCAGACUUUCUCGUCUUCAGGGAUCUUCCUGUUUCGCCUAUGUAGCUCCAACUAUAAUCUUGACACGGUAUUUGGUAGACCACGUUCUUUUGCUCUUCAAUUGGUGGUUUCUGUUUUGCAGAUGGAAACUGGCGUUCGAGGGUUUUCACUGGCUUAUUGUAAACUUUGAUGUCAUGUUUUUGGAGUGUUCUGGCUAGGGGUUCGGUUAGUCCUUUGAUGUAAGGUAGAACCGCGAUUCCUGCAGGUGGCGACUUUCCUUCGACUAAUUCGAAAAAUGACCGGACUAACUCUUCAGGGCUUGCUACAGUUUUCAUGGAUGUGCCAUGGGCAGCCCUGUUAGCGCAAUUGUUGCUAACUUGUGCAUGGAAGUGAUAGAAGAACAGGCCAUCCGAGACGCAACUUCACCACCUAAAGUUUGGAAACGUUUUGUUGACGAUUGUUUUUCCAUAAUAAAAAAGACUAACAUAUCAUCUUUUCAUGACACACUCAACUCCAUUGACCCACACAUUAAUUUCACUAUUGAAAACGAAAAGGACGGAAAGAUUGCUUUCCUUGACACAUUAAUUUCUAGAAGGGACGGCUUAAUUUCUAUUGACGUUUACCGCAAACCCACUCACACAGACCGUUAUACUUAAACUACUUAUCACACCACGACCAAAGACAUAAAAUUAGUACUGCAACAACACUUAUCAACCGAUCAUUGUCACUUCCUACUACCGACGAAAGCAAAGAAAGAGAACUAAAUCAUGUAACCACAGUUCUGGCAUCAAAUGGUUAUCCAAAGAAAUCAAUUUCAGGAUUGAUCAAAAAACGUAAGAACAAAACUGUAGUAAGCCCUGAAGAGUUAGUCCGAUCAUUUUUCGAAUUAGUCGAAGGAAAGUCGCCGCCUGCAGGAAUCGCGGUUCUACCUUACAUCAAAGGACUAACCGAACCCCUAGCCAGAACACUCCAAAAACAUGACAUCAAAGUUUACAAUAAGCCAGUGAAAACCCUCGAACGCCAGUUUCCAUCUGCAAAACAGAAACCACCAAUUGAAGAGCAAAAGAACGUGGUCUACCAAAUACCGUGUCAAGAUUGUAGUUGGAGCUACAUAGGCGAAACAGGAAGAUCCCUGAAGACGAGAAAGUCUGAACACGUCAGGAAUGUAAAACAAAGCAAGAAGGGAUCGAAUGUUGCAAAACACACAUGGACUCAAGAUCAUGUAAUUGACUUUGCCAAUGCUAAAGUGAUAGACAAGGAAAAUCAUAGAAACCUUAAAACCUUAGAGUCCUGGCACACUGCACUAACGGACGAAGCUGAUAAUAACUCUAAUGCGCUUCCAGCACAAUACACAAUACUUUUAAAAAAGGAACUCAAGAAACAUUAAUUAAUUAAAUAUUCAUAUUGCCCAUUUGUAACAUAGCAUAGAUAGUCUCAGAUUUCAUACCACCUCCUUUAUAGAAUCAUUUGUAUACACCCGUCGAAGGCCAUAGACUGAUAGCCGAAAGCUCGUAGAAAUAAAUAUUAAGUCAGAGAACGUUCAAUAAAUAAUGUUUCAACCUGGCUACGCAUCCUCUAUUUUUUCUAUUAAAAUUAUACUAAAAACGUAAACAAAGUCCGCGCAUGCGCAGAAGGGACUGUAACCUACCUUUAAACUCUAUUACCGAUUUGUCAUAUCUUGCUUAGCUCUCGAAAUAUUUAGACCGAAAUUAAUGAGCUCUCCCGCCAUCUUGGACUAUUAUAAUUCUUGGCCUCAUUAACUAUGGUUUUGAUGACGUCAGGAGUUGGGUUAACCAUAUAAAACUAUACUCUAAAAUGACCGAGUAACAAUUCAAAAUUGUUUGAAAUGUUUGUAAUCAUUUCUAAAUUACAGACAGCAACCAGAAACGAAAUUUUGGACCCAUAUUGAUCGUUUUAUACUCUCAAGAUAAAAAAUUGGCAUGCGUAUAUAACAUGCAUAUCCUCACUAAUCCAAGAUUAGAAGUUCUUUCGAAUGAACUAAACUAAUUUUUUAUUGCCAAUGUCCUUUAACAAUUAGGUAUCCAAAUCUCACUUGGGUGAGUUUCCUGGUGACGUGAACAGACCCUAAUGGUUCGUUGGUUCUCUAUUAAAUAGUUCCCUCUACGUUUUUAGGUGUAUCUAAGUACCUGGAUUUGGGUAUCCCACCUGAGAAGCUUGUCCUUGGUUUACCAUGGUACGGUUACGACUACUCGUGUAUAGCCUUCACAGGUGUGGACACGUGUCACAUCAAGAGAGUACCUUACCUAGGCGCAAACUGUAGCGAUGCGGCUGGCAAACAGAUUUCCUACUCGACCAUCAACGACCUGUUGCUCACUCGUACAGAGAGUGGUAGAAAAUGGGACGAGGGAAGUCAGAGUCCGUAUUUUGACUAUAUUGAUAUGAUCAAUCAAAAACACCAAGUGUGGUAUGACGAUCCGGAAAGCCUUGCGAUUAAACUGCAAUAUGCAGUCGAAGCUGGCCUUAAAGGCGCUGCUAUAUGGAACUCGGAUCUACUUGAUUAUAGUGCGUUGAAAAGAAGUGUGACACAGACGAAAGAUAUGUGGGUUACAUUAGCUGGUGUGAAAGAAAUAAAGCACACUCAUCACUAAAGCGCCGUGUAUAAACUACUUCAAUCCUCAUGCAUGAAAGCGCAAAGAGUCAUAUUCUUAAAUGACAUUUUGCUUGUUUGUUUCCUUGUUUCUUUAUUUAUCUCCCUCUUGUUCAGUUAUUUGUACUGUAUAGUAUGUCUUGCUUGCCACUCAGCUUGCUCAUGGACUUCAUUAGUGUGUAAAUUUUUUAAAAGGUUCAUGUUUAGUUGUUUUUCUUGUUGAUUAACUACUUGGUUUGUUUGUUUGUUCAGAUUUCUUUGUUUGUCUGGUUGCAUGUACGUCUGUGUAUUGUUAUUCAUAUUUGUUUGUUUAUAUCUUUUAUUUUUCGAUUGGUUGUAAUUAAUAUUUGUUUGCUUUUUUCUUACUGUUUUUACUAUUCCUUGUCUGUCAUUACGUUUGCAAUGCUAGUGCUAUGAUUUUUUGUUUGGUUGCUUGUUAUUUUUUGUUUAUAUGUUAUAUCUUUAUGUUUGUUUCUUUGUAUAUGUUUGUUUGUCUAUACUCUAUACGUCAACAAUCUUAACUCAUAAUUAAAGAUUUACGAUAUAACAAAUCGGUGAUGCAAAUGAAAUGUUAUCGUCGUAUUUGACUUUGUAAACAAUGGUAGAAUAUGGACUAAUCAAUAAGGUGGAUAACUCUCGUUUACGAAAUCUGCAAGAUAUUAUGGAACUUCAAGUGAUGGUAUUGAAGAGGCGUAAUAAACGGGCGUAUCAAACCCCGUUUAUAAAUAACGGACCCAUUCGCAAAUAUUUAAGAACAAUGAUUUUUGAUUGGGAUAAAUCAUAUCAAGCUAAACUAAAUAUUUCAACACUGUUAUACAAGCCUUUAACGAUAAAUUGUAUAAAUAUAAGAAUAAUCAGUGACAUUAAUUAUACUGUC